ACUUUCGGGCGCCGGCACUUGGCCGCAGGCUGCUGCCGCUGCUGGCCGGGCCGGCCCCCCCCCCCCUCCGCUAUGGGCACCCCGCGUUUUUAAGACCGGGGCGGCCGCCCUCUGCGCCGCCCCGGCGGGGGGGGGGCACUGUGAAUUAAUUAAAAAUCGCUAUUUACGUGGUUAUUCAUUGCCGCGCUCCGGGCAUGUGAACAACCACACCACCACCGCCAACCCCCCCCUUACCCCCCCCCCCCCCCCCUCCAUCCACCCCCAGCGCCAUGCCGGCAGCCUGCACCCUGCUGCUGCUGCUGGGGCUAGGGCUGGUCCCGCCGGCCGGGUCGUCGCCCCUCGCUUCCUUACGGCGUCUUUUUCCUCCUCCUCCUCCUCCUCCACCGUCCCGAAGCCGCCUCGGCCGCCCUUGCUCGCCUCCCGCCGCGGGACACGCCGGCAGCCCGGCCAUUGAAAGCAGCCAUCCGGCGAGAAGAAGUUUGGACACGGAGAUAAGGACUUCUGGUGCUCUCGUGGACAGUGUGGAGCUGGUGACGAUGCUGGCCAGGAGCAGAGAGACGUCAUCGCUGCCUGCCAGGCACGGCAUGGUGCCGGUGGCAAGGGGGGUCACGGGGCAUGUUGGUCCCCCCGCCGAUGAUGGGGGUGUCACCCCACUGGGAGCAGGACCCCCAGACAGUCUAUCUGCUGGGACAGCAACCCGCCUGCCCGCCUGCAGCCAUCCUACUGCCACUGCAAGCCACCACCAUGCUGCAGGCAGCCAGGAGAGAGGCAAGAGGGCUCUGGCUUCUGCCAGCCCCCCUGCAGCUGCCGAGAGGACGCUGCCAGUUUUGGCAGCCGCCAGCACCAACUCGGCUGAGAGGACGCUGGGCGAGAGCCGUGGGGCCUGGGACGUGGUGGGGUUUGACAAUGCAACGAGGAUGGUGCUGCUGCCUUCAUCCACAGAGACUCGUCGCCCGGGUACCAGCGGCCCCUCUCAGCCGGCGAGCGGCUGGGUGGGCACGGAGCUGCCUGGCAGCCCUCCCACGGGCACUGCAGCCACCUCACCCAGCCCCUCGGGGAGCAGCGGGGGCACCCUGCUGCCCCUCCAUAGCACCCUGCUCCCUGGAUCUCUGGGACAGCCCCAGUCCUCCGCCCAAGCUUCCAGUGCCCAGGCUGGUGCAAACCACAUCACGAUACACCCCAGGGAUGUCACAGGGGACUCCACAAGCCCUUUGCUCACAGCAUCGCCUGGCACAGACAGCGCUUUCAGAGCUGCUGGGAGCAGCAUCAAGGCUGCAGAAAACCCAAGGUCCAGUAUUCAAAGGGCAGUGCCCAGUUCUGUGUCUCAGCCCCUGCCCUCAGCACCCUCCUCAGUGGCCCCAGCACAGAGACAUUUCCCUGGGCCCUCCACGAAGCACCAGCUCACCCCUUCUCUCCCAGCUUUGGAAAGCGCUGCCACAGGUGAGCUCGCCAUUGGAAGCAGCUACCAGCCAUCCAGCAUCUCAGCCACGGAGAGGAGAGUUUUGGAUUUCCACACCACCAGCACCUCUGUUUUCACAGCAGUCACCAAGGGUGCAGGGAGGACGUUAAGGUCUCUGCCAGCCAGCACCAGGCUGGCCAAUACAGCAGAGAUUUCCACCUCUGGUACCAAAAUCAUCAGCUCUUCAGACCAGACCUGGUCCCCUGGGACAUCUUUGGGAGCCCAGGGUGGUGGUAGCAGAGGUGCCACAGACUCGUUGCUCAUGGGCUUGCUGUCUGCUUCGGAAAGCGCUUCCACGACCUUUAGCAGCAAUUACCAACCCAAGAGCAUCCCAGCUGCAGAAGAGGUGAUGCUGCACUCGGACACCCACAGUGCUGACACACCCAGCGUGGCAGUGGGGACACCGGGGUCCCCCACAAAUGGCCACACAGCCGGGGUGACAAGGGGCUCUGCCACCAGCACCAACCCCACCAGCUCUUUGGGGGGGACCUUCUCCUCCUUGGGGGCUGGGUCACACCGUCCUAACAACUCAGGGGAAGCCACAGAUCCCCCAGCGCCUCCCGGGGAUCCUUUGCUCACAAGCUCCCUCUCUGCCUCCGAAAGUACUUUCAGAGGUGUCAGAAGCAGCCACCGACCAGUUAACAGCUCCGUGACAGAGAAAAGCCCCUUUGCUUCCUCUUCCACCGGUGCUUCCCUUUCAGCCGCGGCCACCGGCAGCGGCGGGAGGCCCCCGCGACCUGCCACGGGCAGCAGCCCCUGGGCAGCAGAACUCGCCACAUCCAGUAGUGCCACGUACGGGACCUUGGGCACGAUCCUACCCUCAUCCACGUCUUCUGUGAGAGAGACCUAUGGAGUUCGUGGGUCCAGGGAAAUCACUGAUUUCACCGAGCGGGUGGCAGACCCUUCGCUAACACGCUCUCACUCUCCUUCGGAAGGUCCUUCCCCAGCUACUGGAAGCAGCCAUGUGUCAUUCAGCAUCCUGUCAACAGCGAGAAGAACCGAUUUCCUUACCACCAGUACCUCCGUUUCCACAACAGCCACCAAGGGUGGAGGGAGGACGUUAAGGUCUCUGCCAGCCAGCACAGGACUGGCCCAAACAACAGAGAUUUCCACCGACACCACCAGCUCUCCAGACCAUACCUGGUCUUCUUUGGGAGCCCAGGGUGGUGGUGGCAGAGGUGCCACCGCGUCGUCCAUGGACCCAUUGCUCACGGGCUCGCUGUCUGCUUCGGAACGUGCUUCCCCAGCAGAAGGGACCUUGUCUACGGGAGGACGCCUGCCUGAUACUCCUCUCACCAGUACGCCCAGCUCAGUAAUAUCCACCAGUGAUGGGGAGAGAAGCACAAUGCCCGUGUCAGAUACCCGUGCAGCAUCCAGCUCUGCUCCCGCUUCGCCCCACGCUAGCUCCCUGGGCAUGGCCCUUCUGCCAUUCUCAUCGUCAACAGAGCCUGAGAGGCAGAGCGAUGCUUCCCAGAGAGGUGCCAGGCUCGAUGAGCUUCCAACGAAGUCGCUGCCUGCUUUUUCUCCCAGCAUUUCAGUGCCUUCACCUUCACCAAGUGCGACAGAGAGAGGAAGAAGAGUUUCUGGUGCUCCUACUGAGACCAUGUACAUCUCGACCACAUUCUCCAGCCCUGAGGAGGGGACAUCUCAGGCUGCAGCUAAUCAUGGCCAGUGGAGCACAGCAGCAGAAAGCCUGACGUCUCACCUGGACAUGUCUGGGGAGCCCCACACUGGUACCCCCAUCCUGUCCUCCACGGCAUGGCCUGGAGCGGGGCACAUCUCGUCCAGCCGAGCAGGGUACCCAGAGCCCAAGGUCACCCUUUCAUCCAGGGUCUCCACCUACUUCUCAACCGCUGCUGAACUUUCCACUGUGGGCAGCAGCCGUCGCUCCCCAAGCAGCUCGAGUGCCGAGGAAAGGAUGCCCGGCCCCGUCACAGAUCCCGCAUACAGUUCAUCCACGUCUGCUGGCGGUGGAGAGAGGACGCUGUACUCGGGGACGGACGGCACGCUGGCCGGUGGCACGGAGAGCCCUGCUCCCCACGCCGGGACCGCCAGCUCUGCAGGGCCGGCCCAGCCGGCGUCGGUGGAGCGGAGCGGGACGGCCAGCGCCUCCACCAGCAGCGGGGGCUUCACGGGCUUUGUGACAGAGACGCUCUUCACACGCUCUUCCAAGAUACCCACUUACUCUUCUUUCCAAAACGAUCUCACGAGCUUUUUAAGUAGCCAUCAGCCAGUCAGUAGCAUCAAUGCUGAGAAAAGGACCUCGGUUUCUCAUACGGAUGGCACAUACAUUUCAACUACAUAUACCAGAGGAGGAGAAAGGACCCUCCUGUCUAUCUCAAAUAGCAGCACUUCUGCUGACUCCUCAGAAAGUUCCACCUUUUUUUCUGAAUUUUCCAAUCCUUCUGAUUCAUCAAAAACUUCUGUGGCACAGGACAGGAGGAACAAUGUAUCCAGUGAUGGCAGUUUUGUUGAACCAUCUACAGAGCCAUUGCUGGUGCACUCUUCCAAACCGUUGACUUCUGCUUCUGCAGGCAGCGUGCAAAAUACAACUCUCUUCAACACUGACGCUGAGUUGUUGACCACUGACAGGUCAUCUCUGUCUUCAUCAGCAUUUCCAGCCUCUUCCUCACUGUCAUCGCUGCAUAACUCGCCAUCAUCAACACCACCACCAACUUACCUGUUUACAUCAUCAGAAUCAUCUGAGCCACUCUCGUCCUCUGUGAUGGCAUCUUCACCCCCUCUGCAGGCUUUGUCAUCCUCCUUGCCCACUUCCUCAUUGCUUUCCCCAUCUUACUCAUUAGCAUCUUUAUUGCCUCUGUUUUCAUCACCAUCAUCCAUCUCACAGUCCAACGACAGUGAUCAAGGAGGCACCUCUGUAGCUACAGCUGUGGUCAGGCAGCUGCCCUCCACAGCCGUCAUGACUGGGAGCUCACCCAGAGGGACCAACAAGCACAAUGUCACGUACCAGCCCCAAAACAGCACCAUCUUCACCUCCACUGGGUCUCCUCCUGCUACAGUGCCCAUGGAGCAGCUUGGUGGACGUAUCAUGUCCAUGUCUGCUCCCACAACGGUAACAGAGACCACCUCACCGAGAGCCACCACCACCCAGGGGGGUAGCUUCGGGAAGGCAACGCCACUGCUCACCCCAGCCAGCAAUGCCCCACGGGCUGGGCUGACGGAUGCGCCCCUUAGUUCCUCACCAAGCGCAACAAACCAAAGCAUCAUCAUCCCUGAGGUGGCACUGACCACAGUGAAACCCCCUGUGCUGACAACACUGGCCAGUCGCCAGCCAACCCCAAGUGAUGCUAGCACCAUGAGUACCCACAGACCUCAAACGCCUACUGCCACUAAGCACAUGUAUACCACUGGUGAAAGUGCAGAAGCUGUGGAUCCCACCACUGCAAGGCCUGGUAAAGUCACCGAAGAAAACAUCCCUGUUACGAGCCCUUCUGAAGCCUCUCCAACCAGCAAGACCACUGUGAGCAUUGCAACUACUUUGGCUGCUACCAAACCAACCUCCACUCCUCCAUCAAAUAGCACGACUGCGCUAAGGAUGUCAUCUCCAGCAACAGAUGUGGAUAAAUGUCUUUCCAACCCUUGUCCUGCGCUGGCCACCUGCAACAACACCCUUGGCUCCUAUAUCUGUCAGUGUCCUCUUGGAUAUGAGCUGGAAAAAGGAAAGUGCAAUUUAGUAAGAAUAUUUAUCGGCCAGGUCCCCCUGAAACUUAAUCUUACCUAUGGGAAGUACACAGAGCUCCUCCACGUCGAGGGUGAAAUUCUGGCGAUGCUCAAUGCAUCCCUGUCGGGCUUGCCUGGGUACCACCACUCCACAGUUAAGGCAACCAGGGAGGCAAAUUUUGUGCAUGUUUCAGUGCAAUCCACGUUCUCUUUAGCAUCCAAUGUGACUUUCUACGACGUUGUCAGCAGCGUGAAAAGCUACAUUCGAGCUUGCAACUCCCCCACUGAAGCCUGCCAGUUCAUCUCCAGCCUGAAACUGCUCCACAGAGUUGGCAGCUUGUGCAAGCAGAAAGACCCUGAAUGCGACAAGGAAACUUCUGAAUGCACAGACUUUGAUGGAGUUGCGCUCUGCCAGUGCAAAAGUGGGUACUUCAAAUACAACAAGAUGGACCACUCCUGCAGAGCCUGUGAAGAUGGAUAUAAGCUGGAAAACGAGACCUGUGUGAGCUGCCCAUUUGGCUUAGGUGGAUUCAACUGUGGAAACCCCUAUCAGCUCAUCACCGUGGUGAUCGCGGCUGCAGGAGGGGGACUUCUGCUUAUCAUGGGCAUAGCCCUGAUUGUCACCUGCUGCCGGAAGAAUAAAAAUGACAUAAGUAAACUCAUUUUCAAGAGUGGGGAUUUCCAGAUGUCACCAUAUGCUGAAUAUCCAAAGAACCCCCGGGCACAGGAGUGGGGCAGAGAGACCAUCGAGAUGCAGGAGAACGGAAGCACCAAGAACCUGUUGCAGAUGACAGAUGUGUAUUAUUCGGGUGCAGUCCCCUUCCUGGCACAGAAAGACACAAGCACAAGACCUGAUGUCAUGCCAACUGGACUGAGAAAUCCUGAACUGGAAAGAAAUGGACUUUAUCCUCCCUACACUGGUUUGCCUGGAUCUCGACAUUCAUGCAUCUACCCUGGACAAUACAAUCCAUCCUUCAUUAGUGACGAAACCAGAAGAAGAGACUAUUUUUAGCAGGGAGUGGAAGGUUGACACAGUUUCAUGGCCCUUGAUCCCCAGGUACAAUCUGUCUCCUGAGCAGUUCAGCCCACGUCAAUCUUACUCUUCCCAUCUAGCAGGAAGGACUUUGAACUUCAUGCCAAGUGUUGCUGCCCUGAGGAACAGUUACACUUUCUGAGCAGCAGAGAGAAGAAGGAUGAUGAGGAGGAGGGAGUGGCUCAAGAUUCACAUCUCUAAAAGGCCCAGUUGAAAGUUAACUCGUAUACUCUGGAUUUGUUCUGUGCUGCUGCUUCACUCUUUACGCUACAUGGCAAGCAUGGAUCAGUACAGGCAGAUGAACUGUGCCCAGCACUCUGCAUUGAAUACCACUAGGGAGUGUUUUGUUUACAGAUCUUGUUCACUGUUGACUGUGCUUGUCUUCUUAACCAUCCCUCAUGCAAAGAUUCACUGUGCAACUGCUUUUGGUAGGGCAUGUUUGUCCACUCCCUUUUACAUUACUGCAUUGCCUUCUGCUUUGUACACACCAGGGAAGCUGACUUGUCCGUUGGCCCUCACCUUCUUACCGGUAGAAGUUUUCCAAAUGGCUGGGUCCUUGCUGAAGCCUACUGCCUGGCAAUGUUGGCUGGAUUCAUGGGUUGAUUGUCUCCAAGGAGUACGGGAAUGCUAGUCAUACCACUGCAAUUUUAACUGAAAAAUGACACAGUUGAUCUUAGGUGCCGCUUUGAAAACUUCCUCUGUAUAGGGAAGAGACCAAGUAUGUUGUUGUUUUGUCAACUAAUGUUCAGAAGUGAUGCCACUACACAUCAUCAUUGUGCUUCCAUAUAGGGCAUUUAGGGGAGAGAGAAGCAUGAUGCUUUCAGUACUAGCGGAGCAAAGAUCACUUAUGCUGAAGCGGUUUGCUUUCUUCCAUCUUAGUUUCGAGUGAUUCAGACCAGGCAGGUUUUCUCAGCUAGGUGUGUUAAUUCAUAUUAAUGACUUCAGCAAAAGCUGAAGAAUGGUAUUAUAUUUCUCACCAAAGACCAGAUUGAAAGGUUAACCUGAGUCAUCCAAACCCUGUCUAGAUACAGGGUCCAGAUACAGAUCCUUCCCCUGAAUGUGACUGUGCUUUUAAUUCAAGGUGGCUGCUUGUAUGAGGAUAACAGAUAGCACAAUUCCUUAGCCAUUAACCCACCAUGUCUGUAGUGCAUACAUAAGCUAGGUUCACUGAAGGGCACAUACCCUCUGAUAUUCCCUUUUCCCCCACCAUGCUUGAAAAGACACAGUGCCUACAAGUAAAUUCGUAAGGUAGCUCAGCUGACUGAAGCACUAAGGAUCAUGGGGUGUGACCCCCAAAGUGCCUAACCCCAGGUGGAAACAGCAGUUCAGGUGCUGAUGUGUUGUGUAGUUGCUCCCCAGAGGCAAAUCUGAGGUGAUGAGGAGCCCUCUCCAUUAGGGAGCAAGUAGUAGGACUUGCAUCCUACAGACGCUGUGAGUCCCCAUAUCCUUUCCCAGCACUUUGAAGGCUGUUGUGUUCCCUAUCAAGUGAUCAACAGCUACUCAGAGCAAGGGGAGCUAGCACUAGUCAGUCAUCAGUUGUGUGGGCUAAGAGGUUUCUGAUCCCUGCUUACACUUACUGCUAUUUUCUCAAAACUGCAGGGCUGGAAAAGCACCACAAAUGUACUUGAGAAGACAGCUUGGUGCACCAGCCAUAGCACACAAACACCAUGUCUUUUUAUGCCUCACUCCUUAUCUACUAUGUAGAAACAGCAGCGUGGGCUUGCAGAAAAACAGAUGUUUAUGGGUGCCUAGGGCAGUAUCCUUUGCACUUACAUGAUCUUAUGGUGACAAUGCAUGCAACUUUAUAACUGUCCAAUUCAUAAUCAACCUUGCAGGUGGUAGUACACAGACUAUCUCAACUGCAGGGAGGAAAUGAAUGGAUGUUCACAGAAAGUACAGCCUCCUAAGGAGCUAUAUUUAAGAAAAAAUCUAGUUAUAGUAUCCAAAAUAAUGUAGCAGGUAAAACACAAGAGCUAGCUGUUCCCUGACAGGCUGAUCAGUGUUCCAGUCCAUGAAUGAUGAUGUUCUCCCUUUUGUUAGCAGUUGAUAACUUAAUUACACAAGAUCUGUUGGAUGAUGUGAACUAAGGGCUUGACCCUGCUGUGCUGUGGGGUCCUUUAAAGAGGACACUGGCAGGGUUGUUUCUGUGUGGGUGAAUUGUCUCUGUUUUUGAGAGUGCCUAGGACAGAAAGGACUGUUUUUUCCAUGGUACGGAGGAAGGUUUUUGUCUGUGUUGCAAAAGAAAGGGGGAAGCUGGGAUUCAUGCUAAAUCUAAAUCCAAAGCAUAUAGACAGGCACUGGGCUCUGCCCCUAUUUACUAAAGCAGCUUAGCAAAAAGGAAGAAUGUCUCAGCAAUGAUGGUAGGAUUUAACCACAUGUCAGGAUUUCAUCAGAUAGGGAAGAGUUUAGGCACAUGCUUAUAAGCAAAUAUGUUUAAUUGCUUGGUUAGUUCAAAGACUGGGAUAUGUUCCUAUGUGUGCUAAGUACAAAGUAGGAAAUAUCAACUCACAGUUGCAGAUUAAUCCUUCUAUAUAAAGAGUAACGAGGGCCAUAUGAACAAAACUCCUGGUCUAUAUCUCACAGCAAAUAGCAAGGGACUUGAGUGGAAAUGAGAUGGGACUGUUCCUAACCGAGAUCACACAAAAUUUUGCAAGUAGUUAAUUUUAAUUUCUUAAUGAUCUUCAAGUUCUUCUUAAUGCUCUAUAUGGAGUGAAAGGAUCUCAGUAAACCCAGCAGGACAUUUUGAGUGAGGACUGAAAAACUUGGCCUCUUUCAGAAGAGAGAACUAUAUUGCACUGAAAUUUUUUCUCUGCCAGAGCAGGUAAACAUUGGGAAAUUUCUUGUGUAUCCAUUGCAGCCUGUCCUUCCUUUUAGCUUUGGUGAGAAAGGAGUCAUGGAGCCAAUGUAUAGUCCACAGGAUGAGGAAAAGUGUCUCUCCUGACCUGCAGCACCUUCUCUGGGUGUCCUAGGGGGCCCCACUCAGCGGGCAGGAGAGGAUUUAGGGAGGUGUUAGCACCGGGACAGGUACAGGUGCUUUCCCAUACUGUGAUCCAGGAAGUAUUUGCGGAGCCAGUGGAUGCAGCCCGGGGUGAUUCAGCCCCUGGGUCUCCACCCGCCCAGCCACUCCCCAUGCUGUGAUGCUUCCAUCUUCACCCCAGCCCCACCAGUCCCAGCAGCACUAGGGCAGAAGGGAUGGGUGCAGUGCAGUGUGUAACAUAAUUUAUGGCAGUUAUUUUACUGCAAUUAUUUACUACCACAUCCCAGCAGCAAUGGGCUUGCCUGGCCGCAGCGGAGGUGGGACCUACUUCUGUGCAGCUUACCUCUGUUAAAGCUGCCAUCAGGGUCCUGUGUCUGCUUCCAUCUCUGCCAUGAACAAAGCACCCUCUGGCAUUGGAGUGGGGUUUGUCGCUCCUGUUGGAUGUGAGAGGGGUCUUCACAUGCCCUCAAGCCCACUUUCAAAUGUGGAUGCCUCUCUGUUCAGUACCUAACUCUCCGUAGGAUGUCUAAAUAAGGGCAGCUUAUUUCUCAGACUAUUUAGAUUAUUUUUAGCUACCCCAAAUUGCAAAUUUUUAUUUUACUGGAUGCUUUUGUCAAGGGGAAUUACUCUCUACUGUCCAAAAGGAGAAGAUAGAAGUGGAAUGUUUCCUGUAAGGAGGAUGCAAGUGGUUCAGCCAGAUGUGGGGAAAGGAAGAAGAACUACACCAACACUGCACAGAAAACUGCUCUUGCUCCUAGCUGCUGUGGAAAGCUAGAGGAGCAGUCAGAAAGGGCCCCUGGGCAGUUGUGUGGGUGUAUUUUUGAUUAACUUUGGAAAAAAUGCUAGUUCUGUUGUUUGACAGGAAAAGAUGUGGGAGGCAUAUGUUUGCUGCUAUAGUGCUCUACCAGUUGUGCUGACAAAAUCCCCUCACCUACAGAAAUACCCCCAGGAGCCAGUCUAGGAGAGGAAGCUCCAGAGAACAGAGCAGCAAAACACAGAUUUGAGGGAUCAUUCAAAAGGGAGGCUCAUAUGCACAGCCAUCCUGUGUCCCUGCCAGGCACUGCUGCUCACCCGGGCCAGCCCUCCCAGCUGCACUGGAAAAAUUGAGGGCCUUUUGCAUACUGUUGAAACCUCACAGCACUGAAUUGGGCUAUAUGAGUUAAAAACAGGACAGGGGCGGCAUUUUGAUGCCCUCUGCCCUCCACGUUUAAAGCGUUAGAUAACACAGCAGCAAUGAAUCUCAUUGCUGUUCCCGUGUUUCCUGUAAGUCCUACUGUCACAGUCGUGUACUGAGUCACUCCGUGUGACCAGCCUUCUGAAAGGUAUUUGCCUCCACAUUGAGUGGUAGUAAAAGGCUGUAAAAAAUGCCAUAAAUUGCAGUUAGAGAGGUGUCUCUCAUUGUGAAAUUGUUUGUGCCACUACUUUUAAAGGUUUUUUGCCAGGACCCGAGUGAGCAGCAGCACGGGUUUGGACAUUGCUGCAGACGCGCCAAGUGCUUCCCCAGAGCUUGUCUGUAGUGAUGUUCAAUGGCCAUAUCCGUUCCAAAACCAGCUGGAUUUCUCAUUCCCUAAUAGUGAUGUGUAAUCUUUAGUUUUCUUCCUUAAAUUAACAAGAGCGGAUGCUUUUGCUUAAAUGCUCUUCCUAUGCCGACUAACAUUUUUUCCUCCUUACACACAAAGGACCUAAUCCAGCAUCCAUUAUAGUGACAAGGAUAACUCUCCCAUGGACUGCAAUUAAGCUUUUUUUAGGCCUGAAUUGUUCCACCACAAGGGUCACCUGUGUGUAGUACAUGCUUUCCAGUGUCUCUGUGUUCUGCCUAUUUCUGUGAUACUGUUGCUGCCUUUCCCUGCUGUAUUUAUUUUUUAAAAGUAUACUUAUUACUGUAAGCAGAACCCAUAUUAUGUGAGAUUGAACAAAACCAGGUUCAAGAUCUGAAACACCUUCCUGAGAAGAGAAUGAAUGGGAAUUUUGUGUAGUUGUUUUACUGAUCAGCCAACCUGUUUCCUAUCAUGCAAGAUCUUCAAGGGAUGUAGAGGUGUUUCCUGCAGUCACAGAUAAGAACUAUUCUUCAGUUCACUCUUAGUUGUCCCUUCAGAAAUGAAGCAAGAUCUCCCAGUUCCAAAAGGGGUAUGUGCUGUGUUCUUGAAAGACUUUUGGGAGCUUUGCAAUGUGUAUUUAAUUCUUUGUUCCAUUGAACUGCUGAAAUUGAAAAGCAGGACAGAAAUCCAUGACGGAGUGAGAAAUAACAAAAAAAAAAAAAAAAUAAAAUGCUUACUUGUUUUGCAGAAGUAAACACCUAAAGUGAGUGUGGCUUCUCUACUUUAAGGUCACAUGUAGGAUGACACCUCUUCUGUGUCUAGUUUGUGUUGCACAUGUGUGAUAUCCUUGUUGAGGGAAAACCUAUAGAGGGUGCCUGAUGUUCCUCAAAAGUAGUAGGUAAAUGCAAGUCCUUUGGUCUUUAUUCUGAUAAAAUGCUAGUAGGAAUGGGAGUUUUGCUUGGGUUAAUGACUGCAGCAGGCAGCCCCCAGAUCUGCAAAAUCCUAUAUAGAAAAGUCCUGUGGAAUAAGUAAAAACUGAUCACUUCUCUCAAAUAGUGCCAUAAUAUUCACCUGACAUAAAAGGUCUCCAAUAAAAUCUACUUGGAUGGGUUUACUUUAAAGAAAAAAAUACCCAACAGAAUACUUAAUAGUUUCCUUUUUUAAAUGAAAUUCCGUUAAACUUGGUCAUUUGUUUUAAGCUCUGUUAAAUUCUACAGGACUUUCUCCUAACUGAAGGUCAGACUGGUGUGUAAAAUCAUAAUGGUUUAUUUGAGCAGCUUUCAGAAUUGCAGUAGUAAAACUCACCUUUUGUGAGCUCUAUUUCAAAAGGUAAAUUUUCAGCAUUUGUUUGUGCUUCUUUUAUCAACCUGAAUGUAAACCUGCUUUAUGUUCUUGACAUUGCCCUGUUUCCCUCCCUGUAUCUCUGAAUGUUUGCUUUCAAGUCACUGGGGUUCUGAGGACAUUUUCCAAACCAGUAUUAUUUAAAGUUGUAUCAUAUUUUCAGCCUCCACUAAUUAUACAGUACUGUAGUAGCAAAAUGUAAUUUUUAAGGAUUGGAUUAUUUUUAUAUCUGCAUCCAAUAUUAUUAAAUCUGGCGUUCUAGUCAGUACUAUAAAAGGAUACAAUAAAACUAUUAAUAU
Molecule: messenger RNA, 12328 nt
Organism: Tyto alba (common barn owl)
Lineage: Eukaryota; Metazoa; Chordata; Aves; Strigiformes; Tytonidae
Gene: HEG1
Product: heart development protein with EGF like domains 1
Exons: 24
Coding region: 270-6152 (1960 amino acids)
Biological process (GO): heart development
Molecular function (GO): calcium ion binding
Source: RefSeq, a predicted model, not a curated record